AUGCCUGAAGUAGAAAUAGGCGAGUCGAGAAGUGCUUACAAGUGGCUGGAGAGAACGCCCACGUAUUUGUCGUCGGCUUCUUGGCGCGUUGAUAUUAUUCCUAUCUAUCUAUCUAUCUAUCUAUCUAUCUAUCUAUCUAUCUAUCUAUCUAUCUCUCCUGAAUGUAAUUGUCUAGGAUUUCUAUUUUUGUCUCUCUCUUAUUUCCUUUUAAUCUAUCUAUCUAUCUAUCUAUCUAUCUAUCUAUCUAUCUAUCUAUCUAUCUAUCUAUCUAUUCUGUCAGUUCCCUCUUUCUAUUUUUCUUUUUUUCUCUUCUAUAAAUGCAAUCCAGUCUUUUGUCAUCGGCCUUACUAUAAUCUGCCCCCUCUCUAUUUCUUUCUUUCUUUCUUUCUUUCUUUCUUCUUUCUUUCUUUCUUUCUUUCUUUCUUUCUUUCUUUCUUUCUUAUUUUCCUCUCUAUAAUUUUCUCUGUCUUUCUUGUCUUGUGCAUUUUCUUACCACCGUACCUUUCUUUAAAGCAAGCCCAAUCUAAACCCUCUCCUUACACAAUUCCGUCCCCGCCCUGCUCUUUUCUUCACCUUUAUAUAUUUCUCCUCAUACUAUCUAUCUAUCUAUCUAUCUAUCUGUCUGUUUAUCCAUUUGCUGUUUUCUUUUCAUUUUUUUUUGUCUAUCUGAAGUUUAUCCGAAUCGGGCCGUAUUAUCAGAUUCUCUCUCUCUCUCUCUCUCUCUCUCUCUCUCUCCCCUUUUUCCUUUGUAUAUUUUCCCUCAAUGACAUAUUUCGGCAUUCAAUUUAUUUAUUUUCUACUAACGAAGAACAAAAAGCGACCUAG
Molecule: messenger RNA, 825 nt
Organism: Acanthosepion pharaonis
Lineage: Eukaryota; Metazoa; Mollusca; Cephalopoda; Sepiida; Sepiidae
Source: the annotation of a GenBank genome assembly